AUGGUUGAGGAGGCUCACCGCAACCCUGUCAACUUUGUACAUCAGGAUGAAAUAUGGAAAGCACAUGUCAUUGCAGAAAAGGACUUGGCAGAUGUUUGGCCAAACAAGUGGGGAUUUCUUCAACAGCUUUACAAGGAGUAUGAGGUCGACAGCAAGAAUUUGAAGGACAUGACUGCAGCAGAACUUACGAAAAAAGCUCAGUGUCCUUCAGAAAAGGUUGGUCCUUCCCCUCCUGUGCCACAGACAAGUCAGGCUGUAAUUGGUUGGCGUUCUGCUCAUGCUCACCUGAGUCUGGAAAGGUCCGGCAUGGUGCAACACGGACGUCGGAGCUUUCUAAAGGAGCUCGGUUGGCCUAGUCAGACCUGA
Messenger RNA from Nerophis lumbriciformis (worm pipefish), 366 nucleotides. Lineage: Eukaryota; Metazoa; Chordata; Actinopteri; Syngnathiformes; Syngnathidae. The record is from RefSeq and is a predicted model, not a curated record.